UUCGCUUCUUUCUUACUUCUGAAGUUCUUCGCGACCUGCACCGCUCUGUAGCCUGUCUGUUGUCCGUUGGGCUUCGCCACCGACAAGUACAAGAUAAGAUGGCUAUGAUGAACAGUUUGAGGAAAGUUGGCCCUGCAGUGCAACGUUAUUUUACGCUAAUACAUCAAAAUGUCCUGAGCCUGAAUCAACAACGAUGGACUGCAUCCUUAGCGGAGACAAGGAAACUUUUAGACAAAGAGUUGCAAGGCAUCAGGGAAGCUGGUACUUUUAAGUCAGAGCGUGUAAUUACGUCGAGUCAGGGCCCUUCCAUUCUUGUUGAUGGAAGCCAAGGAGACAUCCUGAACUUCUGUGCCAACAAUUACCUGGGAUUGUCAAACCAUCCUGCUGUUGUUGAGGCUGGCAAGAAAGCUUUGGACAGCCACGGUGCAGGCCUCAGCUCUGUACGCUUCAUAUGUGGAACACAGGAUAUCCACAAAGACUUGGAAGAAAAAAUUGCCAAGUUCCAUGGAAAAGAGGAUGCUAUCUUGUACAUCAGCUGUUUUGAUGCCAACGCCGGGAUAUUUGAGGUGCUAAUGAGUCCAGAGGACGCCAUUAUCUCUGAUGAGCUCAAUCACGCCUCCAUCAUUGAUGGCAUCCGCCUGUCCAAAGCACAGAGGCUACGUUAUAAGCACAGGGAUCUGGCAGACUUGGAGUCCCAUCUGAUUGCGACAAAGGACUGCAGACAGAGGCUGAUUGUCACAGACGGGGUGUUCAGCAUGGAUGGCAAUGUGGCCCCGCUCACGGACAUCUGCGAUCUUGCAGACAAACAUAAUGCCAUGGUCUUCAUAGAUGAGUGCCACUCUACUGGAUUCUUUGGACCCACAGGAAGAGGUACGGAGGAGUACUUUGGUCUGGACGGCCGAGUGGACAUCAUCAACUCUACCCUUGGCAAAGCUCUGGGAGGCGCCGCUGGGGGCUACACCGCUGGUCCCAAACAGCUGGUGGACUUGUUGAGGCAAAGGUCAAGGCCAUACCUCUUCUCCAACACCUUGCCCCCUCCUGUUGUGGCCACUGCCAGCAAGGCCCUGGACCUUGUAAUGGAGAACACUGACCUUCCGAAGAAAGUUUUGACCAACACUACCAGGUUCAGAACCCGUAUGAACGACGCUGGGUUCACUCUCUCUGGAGAUCCAGAGCAUCCAAUCUGCCCGGUGAUGUUGGGUGACGCCCGGCUGGCCAGUCAAUUUGCUGACCAGAUGUUAGAACGUGGAAUCUACGUCAUAGGUUUCAGUUUCCCAGUGGUGCCCAAAGGCAAGGCUCGUAUCAGGGUGCAGAUCUCAGCGUCCCACACGGAGCAGGAUAUUGACCGUGCUGUUGACGCCUUCAUUGACAUCGGCAGGAAGCUCAAUGUCAUCAACUAGGUCCUUCUGGAUGAGGUCGUGUCUGAAAGCUCUUCUAGCGAUGUAUGGCUGAACAGAUAUUGAUAAUAAUAAUAAUUAUAAAUAGCAGUUGUAGAGUGCAAAUUCCUGCUCAACAACUAGCUCCAUGUGCUUUACAAUUUAUAUUGACUUGACAGACAUUUGAGAGAAUGGACUUUUUAUUGAAAGAAUUUUGUUUUCAUCUAAUGUUGAAAAUAGGAAUGCAGCCUGAUCCAUGAACACUCUCAUGUUUGCUAAAACUUUUUCGAAUAGACGACCACUAUCUGAGAUGUAAUCUGUCACCUCUUUACCUUGUUAUAUGCAUUUGGGUCUGAAUCCCUGAAGGAGAGGAUAUCUUUUUGAACAUCUCUUUUUCUCUGCUGGGAUGUGUGCUAUAUGCUUCAGGUUGGUCCUGAAGCUGCAUACUUCCAAAAUGAUUUAAAUUGUGUUGAUAGGGUUAUUAUGGAGUAGUACCAUUUAUUUUAUGUUGAUUUAAGUGUAAAAAAAAAUCAGAUAUCCAUUGCAUCAAAUGUCUGUCAAGUGUUUUGGAAGUUUAAUAUGUCAUUUUGAUCUCGUCUGUUAUGUUUGUUAGUACCGUUUGUGCCAUGUCAUAUAUUUAAAAGUUCAACUGAAGAAUCUCUGAGCUGUGAAUGCAACAACUUACAGGGCUAGCAGUGCCAUGUUAUUAGAUCAAAGCUGACAGCUGACAAUUCUUAUAACUGUUAGAUAUAUUUGUAAUGUUUUGAAGGCUAUGUGUUAUUUUUGUCUUUUCCUGAACAUUUUUUUCUUUUUUGGCCUUAAAUUGUGUUGCAAGUGAUGUAAAACUUUUACUUAUACCUCUGGCCUUAUUAGAUUAAUUAUCUAAAAACACCCCGUCUUCUCUCCAGCAAAGAGAAAGAGGGCUGUAUGAAUUACACAUCAUCAGGGUAGAGCCGAAUGUGUGAACUCUGUUUGAACCUUCUAAGCAUGCUUCUUCAGCUGUUGGGAGGAAAGCUUUGGAUUUUGUUCUAGGAGUUUGUGUGGUGUGCUUCUUUGUAAGAAUUUUAUUUUUACACAGAAUAGGGAGUUGGUUUGGAUGGGCGAAAAUGUUGACAGUUUUUUCUGAUCAGGUCCUUUACAUUCUUGUUCUAUUCCGAGUGUUUUGAUAUUGGUGAGUUUUGGAAAUGUACACAUGGUGAUGUAUGAAAAAUUAAGACUUAACAUAAUCUCAGUGUUAUAAUAUGGCUGGAUUAUAGUUAUAUGUUUAUUUUGAGAUCUUGUGAUAUUGUUUUAUAUCUUUAAAAAAAUGUUAUUUUAGAUGGAAGAAUGAUCUAAAAAUAUGUAUUCUUUAGAUACUUGAGUGUAUAAUUCUAAGCUGUGAUCAAAUCUUGCUUUUACAGCUGUUAAAGAGAAUUCUAAUUUCAGGAGGAAGUAAGGUUGCAGUUCAUUUUUAAACUUUCUUGAUGCCUUUGAGCAUCUCCAUCAAGUGAAGUUUGAUAACAGUGAUUCAAGAAAUUUCCCCUAGGGCUUUAAGCAGUCAAGAUUGUAAGUGGUAACAUGCCAACGCUCAGCUCUUUUGCAAGAAAAAGGAAAAAUAUGAUAAAGAAGCACUGAGAAUGUGAACAUUUGUCUGUUAGUAUGUUUUCAAUAUACUCCUAGCACGAGUUACAGUUGGUUUGUCCUAGAUAUUGUAAUUUGAUACAGUAUCAAAACUAAAAUGUUGCAAGGAGCCGUACACUUUUUUGUUUACUUAUUUCUCUCUCUUUAUUGGCUCUGGAUAAAUUCGAUUGACCAAGUUGUUGUAUGGCUGUGCGAUAUAAGGUACAUUCCACUUUGCUCGUGACUUUCUAAGGAGUCAUUUUUUCUUAUACUUUCUAUCGUACUGUGGAUGGGGUUCGUGUUUAAGAUGACAACUCCGAAGGAUGAAGAAUCUCCUUUUUUAAGAUUUACAGUACUCAAGGUUACUGUAUGUUGUUU
Molecule: messenger RNA, 3353 nt
Organism: Aplysia californica (California sea hare)
Lineage: Eukaryota; Metazoa; Mollusca; Gastropoda; Aplysiida; Aplysiidae
Product: 2-amino-3-ketobutyrate coenzyme A ligase, mitochondrial
Exons: 11
Coding region: 99-1400 (433 amino acids)
Biological process (GO): L-threonine catabolic process; biosynthetic process
Molecular function (GO): pyridoxal phosphate binding; glycine C-acetyltransferase activity
Source: RefSeq, a predicted model, not a curated record